Molecule: messenger RNA, 630 nt
Organism: Zychaea mexicana
Lineage: Eukaryota; Fungi; Mucoromycota; Mucoromycetes; Mucorales; Lichtheimiaceae
Exons: 2
Coding region: 1-630 (209 amino acids)
Source: RefSeq, a predicted model, not a curated record
AUGAUCCCGAACAGAGCGACUUCAUAUAAGAGUAAACGAUGGUUUGGUCGUAUACCAAGUGGCAGCAGUAUUGUGGUGGCUCACCCAAAGAACCCAGAGUACUUCAUCGGCAAGAAUGAUUUGAGUACGAGAUAUGGGUUCUUAGAUUAUCUUAACGGCAAAAACGGAAAAAAACAUAUAUACUACGAAUGGUGGAUUCCGCAGCACAGCACAUUCGGUGCCAUGCAUCGCAAAUAUUCGAAUAAGCAUCGAGCAUGGGGUUGGACAACGGAUGGUCUCGAUUGGUACUCUGAAGCCGACUGUAAAUUCAAGACAACACCUUUUGGCAAUUUUAAAGGCGCAUUGUUUUAUCCCUGUGAAACCUAUCGCUAUUGUAAGGCAUACAGUGGGUAUGCAUGUACAACGACAGGUGGUGACCCCUCUGGAACAGAUUACCUCACUUUAUUAAGUGGUGGCUUCAGUACUGGCGAUGGCGGUUUUAGUGGUGGAUUCUCCGCGGCAGGGUUCGACAGUGGAGGCGGAGGCGGAUCAAGUGGCGGAGGAGGUGAUGGAGGAGGAGGAGGAGGAGGAGGAGGAGGAGGUGGUGGCGGCGGUGGCGGUGGCGAUGGUGGCGGCGGUGGCGGCAUGUAA